Molecule: messenger RNA, 279 nt
Organism: Fusarium poae
Lineage: Eukaryota; Fungi; Ascomycota; Sordariomycetes; Hypocreales; Nectriaceae
Exons: 2
Coding region: 1-279 (92 amino acids)
Source: RefSeq, a predicted model, not a curated record
AUGGAAGGACAACCCAUCAACAACCAACAAGCCACCACACAGCCUUUGAACGAAACCCCCGUCGUCGGCUCUCCUCCCCAAGACCGCCGGGCAAGUGAUGCAGGAUACGACCGAAGAAUGAGUGAUGAAUGGGACGCAUCAAAGGUCCCUCCCAGUCGUUUCCAGAAGCGCAAGGGAUCCAUCUAUGCUACGCCCGGUUCUCGUGACGGCCACGUUGACAGGAAUUACGUAGACAAGUACUGGAGCAAGAUGACCGAGAAGAAUUGGGGUAGUAAAUAA